This is a messenger RNA of Histoplasma mississippiense, 2628 nucleotides long. RefSeq lists its product as hypothetical. The transcript is spliced from 2 exons. NCBI's taxonomy places the organism in Eukaryota, Fungi, Ascomycota, Eurotiomycetes, Onygenales, Ajellomycetaceae. The record is from RefSeq and is a predicted model, not a curated record. The coding region runs from base 1 to 2628 and encodes 875 amino acids.
AUGGACAUUCAUACACACCAGCAUCGACGAACCUAUGGAAGGCCAACCUCUACCUUCGGGGAACAAACGCGGACAAAUGUAGACAAGACAGGCAGAAGCAUCUCAUCGUUGAAGAAAACAUCAUCACCAAGCGGCUCUGUGAACCCGCUCUCGUUAGCCACUGCAAUUCUCAAAUCAUGCCCGAUGUACGACACUAUCGCCAUCCUCAUCUUUCUCCUCCAACUGCCUCCAAUAGUCUUGACCCUUGUUCAGUUCUUGUUUGCAUCUCUAACCUUCAUGCCUCCUGCUGGCGUUUCUACGAACGUUUUGACUUCGAAUUUCGACAUUUUUCAGGGUCCUGCUGGAACUCCCUCCCUUUCAACAAUGAUCGCCAUGGAUGGGUUUUGUCUCUUGGUUUGGGGCCUCUUUAUGUGGACGUGGGCGCAGAAUUUCGCUAUAGAUCUCGCUCAGGUCCAGGUUGCGAUCACAAUGGGAGGAGGAAGUUCGGGGAAAAAUGAAGGAGUCAAUGCUUUCUGCGUCUUGAUGGUUCUGAUCGUGCAUGUUGUUCGUAGUAAAGGUGUACAAGAUUUUGUCAUAAGUUACCUUUUGUCGGCCAAACUGAUAACCACGGAUACCCUCGCUCAAUAUUCUCACCUGGUUCCUCAAGAAUUCCGACGGAAAGAACCUCCAUCUUCGCCAAGCUGGUUGCGAAGUCUCCUUGCUGUUCAUAUCCUUGCACAAGCAGGCACUGCUAUGGCAAGGCGCUCGAUGGCCAAAAACCGCUCUUCUCCACCGACAAAAUCCGGAAAACGAACUGAUACCGAGGCAUCUGCUGGUUCCCAAACUCAUGUCGAUUCGUCGACGUUCGAAUCUGCCACGAAUGGUUCUUCUAUUUUGACUCCUGAUGGUGCUGUGAUCGGACCAUCUAUACUGAAAGAAAACCGAGAGCGACUCUCCAGUGCAAAGAAGAGACGAAGACAGGCGAAUCAAGUGAGAAGUAGGCAGCCGUUUUGGGCUGCUUUGGCAAGUACCAAAGUCACCGUGAUGCGAGAGUAUGAUCAUUCACGUAAUGGGACAUGGUCUGCUCCUCAUCAUCCGAUCACUGAAGACGAUGCCGAGGGAAUUCCCUUGGAUGAUGGGUUUAUAUGGAUUACGCAGGUCGAUAAUUCUUCGAUUAAGUUCGCGGCAAGCGAUUUUGCUCAGGUAGAUGAUGCCAUGUACGACAGUAGAGAUCAGGAUAUUCGUGCGGAACCUUUCUAUAUUAGGGUAAACGGUGCUCAUUGGGCGACUGUUACCCUUUCUAAAGUUUCUAAGAACGCAGGUGAACCCGCACUUGUCUGCUGGAGAGGGGAAAUUUCUGGGCUGGCGCCAGAUUCUCUAUCCGCCGUUAAUAUCUCGCCGUCGCCACGACAAUCUCUUCGGCCCUCUUCUCCCACAACUACCAUCAAAAAUUCCAUUGCCAAUGCUGAGGCAAAGCUGAAUGAACGUCGUGCUCGCCUAAAGCGGUCAAAAAAUGAUCACAAGCUACUUAUUUCCAGGUUGAAGAAAGAGGUUGAUAACUUCAAUACGCGUCUCAGUGGUGCUUCCGAUGAAAACCGACAAAGACAAAGAUUGCUACAACUUGAACGGACCAUUAAACAAACCGAAGAAGCCACUGCUGCAAUUGACAUUCAGUUACUGAAUCUGGAAGCUGUCCCGCAAAAUGAACUAGAAGAGUGGAAUUCUCGAAAGUGUGUCUUUGAUCAAGAGAUGGAUCGUGUAAAAUCGCUCAAGGAGGAGGUGGACAAUGCAAGGAUCAUGGCCAGCCGUAGUGUAGCUUCAGCGAAAUCAGAACUGACCUCGGUCAUCCAGAAGCGUGAACGACUACAAGGGCGCCGACAACGACUGACUGAACAGCAUGAGCGCAUUACUAGUGCUAAUAGCCAGGGUCUCAAUGAGCGGGAACGGAGGUCGGCGGAACAGCUUGCAAAGGAACGAGAACGUGCUAGUAUCGAAAAAACUUUCAACGACCAAUUAACAAGCAUUACUCGGUCAAUUCAGGAUUAUCAAAUUCGGACAACCCACAUCUGGCAGCAAGUCUCUGCCGUCGAGCAAGGAAACCACCAGCAACAAAUGCUGAUGACUGCAGGCCCCCUCACACCGGAAGGUGAUCUGCCAGGAACAAAUCCCCCACCCCCUGAAGCUAGCACAUCUACGAUGUCCCCUAUGCCCUCGACUACGAGGUCUCUUUCCGGCGCAAUGUACACGUCUGUUGGGACCAAUGAAGCGACAGGGCUUACUGACCGCCAAACUUCGAUUUCUCCAGUUGUGACAACUUCACACUUGAGUGUGGAGCAGCAACCAUACCCUUCCUCUCCAUUAGUUACUGCAGCCCCUUUCUUUGGACCGGAACCAAGGACGCACCGCCAUCGAUCACUCUCCAAUUUCUCUGGUGUUAACAUGCCGGUAGACCAAGUCAUGCCAAUGCGACUACGAGACUCACCUGAUUCUACAGAGGAGAUUAACCUGAAACGUGCAAUGCAUUUUGGACUAAAUACUCGCCGGUUUACUAGAGCCGGUAGCCAAGGCAGCGCUAGUGGUAGCGGAACCUGCUCUGGCAGCGGAAGUGGGAGUCCUCAUUCCAGUCGAGAGAAAUCGAGUUGGUGCUAA